Messenger RNA from Dendrobium catenatum, 1942 nucleotides. RefSeq names its product rop guanine nucleotide exchange factor 5-like. NCBI's taxonomy places the organism in Eukaryota, Viridiplantae, Streptophyta, Magnoliopsida, Asparagales, Orchidaceae. The record is from RefSeq and is a predicted model, not a curated record. The transcript is spliced from 6 exons. Gene Ontology annotation, molecular function: guanyl-nucleotide exchange factor activity. Bases 30 to 1418 code for a protein of 462 amino acids.
GAGAUUUUGUUUUUUAAUUAGAGUUGGAGAUGAUGAAAGAACGAUUUGCAAAAUUGUUGCUGGGAGAAGACAUGUCUGGUUGUGGAAAAGGAGUUUGCUCUGCAAUGGCGAUUUCAAAUGCUAUUACCAAUCUCUGUGCCACGCUCUUUGGGCAGCUCUGGAGAUUGGAACCUUUAUCUGAUGAAAAGAAAUCCAUGUGGCGAAGAGAAAUGGAUUGGCUUGUUUGUGUCAGCGAUCACAUAGUUGAGUUCAAACCUUCCUGGCAAACCUUUCAUGAUGGAAGCAAGCUUGAGGUAAUGAGUUGCAGGCCAAGGCCUGAUCUUUAUAUCAAUCUCCCAGCAUUGCGAAAGCUAGACAAUAUGCUAAUUGAAGUUUUGGAUAGCUUUAAAGAUUCAGAAUUUUGGUAUGUUGAUAAAGGCAUAUUAGCCCCAGAAACAGAUGGUUCGGUCUCUUUCCAUAGAAACAUCCAGCAUCAAGAGAAGUGGUGGCUUCCUUCACCUCGUGUUCCUCCCAGUGGUCUUUCUGAGAAGACAAGAAGGCAAUUGGUGCACAAGAGAGAAUGCACGAAUCAAAUAUUGAAGGCUGCAACGGCUAUUAACAGCAAUGCAUUAGCUGAAAUGGAGAUUCCUGAAUCUUACAUAGAAUCACUUCCAAAGAAUGGAAGAACCAGUCUUGGAGAGGCGACCUAUCGUUAUAUCACAUCAGAUAAAUUCUCCCCUUAUUUCCUUCUUGAUUGCCUUAAUUUGUCAUCCGAACACCAAGCACUAGAACUCGCCAACCGUGCUGAAGCAGCCUCAUAUGUAUGGCGUCGAAGAUCAGUUCCAAGAACUCCAUAUAAUCCCAUGCGAGCAAAUCCCCGACCAUCUUGGGGGAUGGUCAAGGAGAUCAUGAUGGUAGAUGGUGAUAAAAGGGAAUUGCUUGCAAGUAGAGCUGAUUCCCUCUUAAUUUGUUUGAAACAAAGGUUUCCUGGUCUUACUCAAACAACAUUAGACAUGAGCAAAAUACAAUUCAAUAAGGAUAUUGGGAAGUCGAUUCUUGAAGCCUACUCAAGGGUUUUAGAGAGCCUUGCAUUUAACAUCAUCGCUCGAAUUGACGAUCUCUUCUAUGUUGAUGACUUGAUUAAGAAUACAAUUCAGUUGUCACAUGUUCCAGAAGUCAGCAUAGCUUCUCAAAAGAAGGUCUCCAUUGCAUUCCCUGUGCCUGUCUCAGGCACUCCAUAUAAAACUUUGCAUACAAACAAAAGCCUCUCACCUCCAUUGCUUAGUCCUGCAAGGGGAGGAGAGAGGUCCCCUUUCAUCAAUAAGAAAAUACAUGGCCGUGGUUUUGGUGUGAAGAAGGUUUUGACUGAUUACCUUGGUGUGGAUUCGAGGGAUAAGGGUACCACAGUAGUUUCAUCCACUGGAAAACAGAAGCCAUGAAUCAAUACGCAAUUGAGAACUAGCUUGAAAAUGUGACAUAAACGCUGACAAAAGUUCAAAUUAGAUUAAACUUUGGAAUGAAAUCAAUGAAGAUAGUGUAACAGCAAUCUCAUUGGAGUUACAGCUAGCUAGAAUCUUGCAUUUUGAGCUCUCUUGAAAUUAGCUUUUUCUGCCAUGACAGUAUUGAAGUGAUUGAAGUUAUAAUCUCAAGACAAAGCUCGAAUCAGUCCGCAUUUAAAGUGGUCUCUUGAAAAGAAUCUCUGCUUGUCAGCACUUCAGAUGGUACUCGUCAACAUUGAUGAGAAAGAUUCAGCUUCAAGAGCUGUGCUUUUAACCACAGUGUAGCUUGUAGUACUAGCUUUGAUUUCUUCUAGUGUUAGUAAAAAAUAUUAGAGACUUUCUUUCUUUAUUAAAGGUUUGAACUUGAUUUGGUCGUUUAAAAGAGAGAAUAUAUGAACAGCACCUCAUUUAGCUGCUUAAAAAUUUUACUAGUAAUUAUGCUAGCAUUCCUUUUGCUAAGUUUU